AUGGCGGACACUCCCAACCCCGAAGAUGCCCUAAUCCGCGAGAAUAUCAAGAACGCGGAAACAUUGAAAGCCACGAAGAUCUUCAAAUUGGCGAGGAUACUACAAGUCGUGACGAUGAUCCAUGACGCGACUCAAAACCACGCAGACACCCAGCACAAUGAAGACACGCAAGGCCGCCAGGAUGCUCAAAACCAAGAGCAGACUGAGACUAAAGAAGAAAUUCUACGCAAUGAGACUGAGCAAAUGUCUCCCCAUUCUCCAAUUUCUCCUUUGUUCACCCUCCCAUUGGAGCUACGCCCCAUGAUCUGGCAUCAGCUGAGUCCUCGCGGCUUGUCAAUUGAGGUCUCGCGCCGCUUCCGAGACUUCGGGGUGGAACCCAUAGUCUCGACCUACGACUGGGACGCUGAGGAUCUGUUUGGCAAUCAGAUUCCUCGUGAGGAGUGCCUCAACAUCCUCUACGGGGAGAACCUAUUCGAAAUUCGGGUGGCCGAUGAUGCAGAGAUUAGCAUGAAGAGAUUCUUUGGCAAGGAAAACCUCCGACGAUGGCGUUACGUCGUCGCUAUCUUUCACACGGCCUCUGGUUUCGAUAAGGGGACCCCCGAGCCUGACCGUCAGUUCUGGGGAACAAUUUUACCCGGUCUGACGGAUUUCAGCUGA
Penicillium canescens is the source of this 657-nucleotide messenger RNA. RefSeq lists its product as uncharacterized. NCBI's taxonomy places the organism in Eukaryota, Fungi, Ascomycota, Eurotiomycetes, Eurotiales, Aspergillaceae. The transcript has 3 exons. The record is from RefSeq and is a predicted model, not a curated record. The coding region runs from base 1 to 657 and encodes 218 amino acids.